Molecule: messenger RNA, 1370 nt
Organism: Triticum aestivum (bread wheat)
Lineage: Eukaryota; Viridiplantae; Streptophyta; Magnoliopsida; Poales; Poaceae
Exons: 2
Coding region: 61-537 (158 amino acids)
Source: RefSeq, a predicted model, not a curated record
AUUAAACCCGCAAUCCUUUGUUUUGUUUUUAUCCAGCCGCGGCAAAGGAGGAGGAGGAGGAUGGAGGCCGCAUCGAUCGCCGGCGCGCGUGCUCGGGUGAGGGGCGGCGCCCUCGUCGGCGGCGGAUACGGCUACAGCCGCGGCGGAGGACGAGACGGCGGAAGCCGUGGGCUUGUGAUUGCUGUGCUCGUGGGCUUUGAUGGAGGAUGGAAGGGAGGACAACUUCGGGAAGGAGGGCGUCCUGCCACGGUGCGCGAGCUUCGGGCCGGCCGUGUCUUCCAACUUGGGUGUCGUCCAUGGUGGGGAGAGGAGCAGCAGUAUGGGGAGAGGGAGAGAAGCGGUUGGACGCGCCGGAGGUGGGGAGAGAAGAAGCCGUACAGGAAGAGGGAGAGAGGCGGCUGGACGCGCCAGAGGUGGCAGGUAGGCCAGUUAGGCGGCGGUGCUGGUCAUGACGGUGUCGCCGCAAGCUGGCUCGGUGGCGCCGAGUUUGGCAUGGCUGACGCUCGAGUUAUGUUCGACAUAAUGCCUGUAAAGUGAACAAUUGCAAAAAUUGCCACUGGACAGCACCAGACCACGCACUGCCACCGGCGCCUGGAAGCUUCUGCCUUCUCUUCCGGGCUCAAGCUCACUGCCCUGCCAGCAAGCGCCCCAGCCAAAGCUCGAGCAAUAUCGCCGCCCUGUCCCCAUGUUCGUGCUACCACUUCUGCUCCAAAAAAGGCUUGGUGAUGACCCUCGAGCUCACAGUCUGUUACUUAGUGAAGAUAAUGAAAAGCUUAAAUUCAAUUUGGAAACUAUACAUCCCUCAAGCACUUCAUAUGGUGGUGCAUACACUACCGCACUUCCUCUCGGUGAUUCCAUGGAAGUCUUUGGUGAUGAGUCAUGUUACACAUCUGAGCUUGUUACAGGAACUACCAAGUAGGUGUUGUCAUUUGCACUUAUGGUAAAGAGGCAUAUGUUGUCUGCAACUGCUCAUAAAGAGCAACUGCAGAGUGUGUUAAAAUAUCACUUGGCCAUUGUUUAUUGUUAGAAGCUCGUGGUAUGUCUGUUUCUGCUGUAACCCUGAAGCAAUUCAAGUUCCAGUCUUGAGCAAGCAUUAGAUGCUAACUUGAGGAGAAUCGAGAGGAGUGCUGCUGCACUAGCUACAACUGAUUGCUGGACAGUCACUUAGGGCAGUAUCAUUCCCAUAUAAAUAUUGCAGAGUUGUGUAUCUUUGAUUCAUGAAUGGUAGGACCAAGGAAGGAUAAAUGAAAUGCUUUGCAGUUCAGAAGAGAGUUAACAACGAUUAGCGACACUGGUUGGCUGAAUGUGUUGCUAAAGAAGGUAUGUAUGAACAUAUCAAGUAAGCCCUGCUAGCAAUGCUUCAUUUCCUA